ACCGCACGACGACAUCGACAAUUCUCCCCUCGGACAUUCCACAGCCCACGCAGUCAAGAUGCGGUACAUUCACUCCGAGGAACGGCUGCCCAUCCCCGAGAAUGUGAAGGUUCACAUUCGCUCGCGGAUUGUGACCGUUGAGGGCCCCCGUGGCAAGCUUGUCAAGGACCUCUCCCACAUUGCCGUCACUUUCGGUCGCCCCGAGAAGAACGUCAUCUCGAUUGAGAUGCACCACGGUGUUCGCAAGGGUAUCGCCACUCUCCGUACCGUCCGCACCAUCAUCAACAACUUGAUCAUCGGUGUCACCAAGGGCUUCAAGUACAAGAUGCGCUACGUCUACGCUCACUUUCCCAUCAACGUCAACAUUGAGAAGAACGGCGAGACUGGCCAGUUCGAAGUUGAGAUCAGAAACUUCUUGGGCGAGAAGUACGUCCGCCGUGUGACUGCCCAGCCCGGUGUCGAGAUCAUCACCUCCCCCAACGUCAAGGAUGAGCUCCAGCUGUCCGGAAACUCCCUUGAGGGUGUCUCCCAGAGCGCCGCCGACAUCCAGCAGAUCUGCAGAGUCCGCAACAAGGAUAUCCGAAAGUUCCUUGACGGUCUGUACGUGUCGGAGCGGGGUAACAUUGUUGAAGAGUAAAUGGUGACGGGGAUUGUCCGCCUUGGUGGGUAGAUAGGAUGUCUGGAGAAUCUUAAUUUUCGCCCACUUGCAUAGGGAAGCAAAGCGAAAUUAAAGCAAAAAACAAGGACCAUGGAAUUCCAAUGCCCCUUUUACGUGUUC
Molecule: messenger RNA, 778 nt
Organism: Aspergillus steynii IBT 23096
Lineage: Eukaryota; Fungi; Ascomycota; Eurotiomycetes; Eurotiales; Aspergillaceae
Product: 60S ribosomal protein uL6
Exons: 5
Coding region: 59-637 (192 amino acids)
Biological process (GO): cytoplasmic translation
Cellular component (GO): ribosome; cytosolic large ribosomal subunit
Molecular function (GO): structural constituent of ribosome; rRNA binding
Source: RefSeq, a predicted model, not a curated record